GCUUAAGCUUCAGUUUCAUUUCAUUUUACGUUUCCUCUCUUUCUUUUUUGCUUCUCCUCCUCCUUCUCCUUCUUCAUCAACACAUGAGUGGAGGUCCUAGCUCCUCACCUCCUGUUACUGCUACUUCUUUUUGUCUAUGGAGAGUCCAGAUUUUUCACCACACCACUUGGACGCAUCUCGGCCGUCCCUCGGUUUCCCUCUAGGUAUCGCCUUACUCUUGAUCAUCAUCUUCACCUUGAGUGGUAUUUUCUCCUGCUGCUACCACUGGGACAAGCUCAGAUCACUCAGUCGUUCUUUCUCCGAUGACCAUGAACACGAGGAUGACAUCGAGGCUUCAACCUCCAAAUCUACGCCUCAUCACACGGAUUUGAAGCAAAAUCAAAGCCAAAGCUUGCCGGUACUGAUGCCUGGAGAUCAGAUUCCGAAGUUUAUAGCAUUGCCAUGCCCGUGUGAGCCGCCGCGAGCGGAGGAAGUUGUCGUCAAAGUGCAUAGGCCGCCGCCCCCACCUAAACUGCCGAGAUUGCCGGUGCCUUUGUUUUAGCACAGAUUGACCAUUUUGUGUACAUAGAGGGGAAUUAAUUCGGUUUUAAAUUUUCUAAUUUUUCAAGUUUUCAAAUUUGAGAAAAUUAAAAAAAUAAUAAUAAAAAGAAGAAGAGUAGGUAAUUAACUUAAUUGUCAGUUGUCAGCCCCCAUUAGAGUAGGUCAAUUUGUAUACAGUUACUGCUUCUUGUAAUCAUUCUCUCAUAAGGAGAAGAUUAAAUGGGGAAAAAAAGAUUGGGUUUGGAAUUUAGACAGUGAUUUCUGUAAAUUUCAGACUUGCAGAUUCUAUCAAGUAUCAACCUCCUUUGUUUUUGGUUA
Messenger RNA from Hevea brasiliensis (rubber tree), 858 nucleotides. RefSeq lists its product as uncharacterized. The record is from RefSeq and is a predicted model, not a curated record. Bases 137 to 541 code for a protein of 134 amino acids. The transcript has 2 exons. Lineage: Eukaryota; Viridiplantae; Streptophyta; Magnoliopsida; Malpighiales; Euphorbiaceae.